CCCCGGAAGUGCGUGCCCGCAGCCCCGGCGAAGAGCCUAAGAAGCCAACUGGGGCCAACCAAGUUUCAGAACCUGUAUUGCUGAUACCAGCGUCAUUGGGGAUGAAUUGUUCUUACCAGAGACUCCUCUGUUCCUGACAGUGCACCUCUCCCUAGAAGAGAAGAGAGGGAGGGGCCACAUCGAUCCAGCUGAAGCAUCUCCAGAAGGCUCCUGUGGAUGCCACGUGGAAGCCACCCUUCUGCCGCAGCUCAGAGCCGGUGAUCACAGCGCGUGGACAUGGCUUUACUCAGCAACAUCCUAGCGGCCUAUUCCUUUGUCUCAGAGAACCCUGAGCGAGCAGCUCUGUACUUCGUCUCCGGUGUGUGCAUUGGGCUGGUCCUCACCCUGGCUGCCCUGGUGAUGAGGAUCUCUUGCCACACAGACUGCCGCCGGCAUCCCAGGAAGAAAUUCCUGCAGGACCAAGAGAGCAGCAGCGACAGCAGCGACAGUGAGGAUGGCAGCUCGGACACAGCAUCUGACAUCUCGGUCAGGAGACACCGCCGCUUCGAGAGGACUUUGAAUAAGAACGUCUUCACGUCGGCGGAGGAGCUGGAGCGCGCGCAGCGGCUUGAGGAGCGGGAGCGCAUUAUCAGGGAGAUC
Pteropus alecto (black flying fox) is the source of this 639-nucleotide messenger RNA. RefSeq names its product eva-1 homolog A, regulator of programmed cell death (gene EVA1A). The annotation marks the transcript as partial. Lineage: Eukaryota; Metazoa; Chordata; Mammalia; Chiroptera; Pteropodidae. The record is from RefSeq and is a predicted model, not a curated record. The transcript is spliced from 4 exons.